UCAUAGGCGUGAAGAUCAUCAUAACCUUAGUUUUGUCACCGACGAGGUAAUAUCAUCGACGAGAUAUUAUAGUUCAGUGAUAAAUGGAAACAAACGGAAAUAACGAUUGAAACGUUUUAAAGAUUCAAGAAUGAUGCAGGCUAUAAGGGCGAUAAUGAAGAACUCAAAUAUCUGUGAAUCCUUUACCCCAAAUUCUGUCUAUAAACAAAGCAUACGUUGGAAAAGAAAGCCAAUUUGGUUACCCACAGGAAAAACCAAAAUGUUUAGAAUACCAAAAAGACCUGUUAUACCUAUAGAAGAAAGCAUAGAACUCAAACGUUUAUUUAACACUUAUAGAACAUAUAUGACUUCACUCAGAUUAUAUAUCCAACAAAUGGCUAAAAAGUAUGAAGUACAGCUGGAUGAGAGAAAACUCAAGCAAACUGAAGAGGAAGAUUUCCAAGCAUGCAGUGCCAUAAACGACGAAUGGAACGCAAGUGUGGCAAAGAUACGAGAAGUCAGGUUAAAGGCAGAGAAAGAAGCUUAUAAAGAAAAAAUCUUUAAAAUAAUGAUGAAUAAAGAAGAAGAACAGGAGACAUUGAAAAAACAAGCCAAUGAACAGAUCAGAAGGGUUAAAGAAGUGGCUGAUACUUUCAUCACUGCAAAAAAUAUUGAUGCAGCAAUUGAGGAAUGUCUCUCGAAUAUCGUCAAUCACAAUCGGGGAAUAGAUUUAAAUGGGAAUUGGUACGAUGGGAAAUAUCCCCCGACACAAGUCACUGAGGAAGUAGCAACACAAUCGACUGUUAAUCAGUAAUAAGUUUAAAUUUGUAAAUUGAUCCAGUGAUUGCUUAGAAAAAAUAAGAAUAAAUAAAUUGUGCUCUUAAAAUUUGAUUACAUUGACAGAUACAAUCACUAUAAUAUAAAUACAAGCUACUA
Harpegnathos saltator (Jerdon's jumping ant) is the source of this 915-nucleotide messenger RNA. RefSeq names its product mitochondrial ribosomal protein S26 (gene mRpS26). The record is from RefSeq and is a predicted model, not a curated record. The coding region runs from base 131 to 793 and encodes 220 amino acids. Lineage: Eukaryota; Metazoa; Arthropoda; Insecta; Hymenoptera; Formicidae. The transcript has 3 exons. Gene Ontology annotation, cellular component: mitochondrial small ribosomal subunit.